Molecule: messenger RNA, 6288 nt
Organism: Leptonychotes weddellii (Weddell seal)
Lineage: Eukaryota; Metazoa; Chordata; Mammalia; Carnivora; Phocidae
Source: RefSeq, a predicted model, not a curated record
AGAUCUCUAAAGUACACUUUAUUCUAGGGAGUAAUUGAUUCGGAAAGAAUGGAUUUUGAGCUGUUGCCAGAUGAUGAGCGUCAGUGUAUAAAAUGUAAAACCACAUGCUUCAUGUCUGCCAUCUCCUGUUCUUGUAAACCUGGCCUGCUUGUUUGCCUCCAUCACGUAAAAGAAUUGUGUUCCUGUCCUCCUUAUAAAUAUAAACUGAGGUAUAGAUACACUCUGGAUGAUCUCUACCCCAUGAUGAAUGCACUGAAGCUUCGAGCAGAAUCUUACAAUGAAUGGGCCCUGAAUGUGAAUGAAGCUUUGGAGGCAAAGAUUAACAAAAAGAAAAGCCUUGUCAGCUUUAAGGCUUUAAUUGAAGAAUCUGAAAUGAAGAAAUUCCCAGACAAUGAUCUUUUGCGUCACCUUCGCUUGGUCACACAGGAUGCAGAGAAGUGUGCUUCUGUUGCACAGCAGCUGCUUAAUGGCAAAAGGCAAACUAGAUACCGAUCUGGUGGAGGAAAAUCCCAAAAUCAAUUGACAGUGAAUGAGCUCCGACAGUUUGUGACACAGCUGUAUGCGCUUCCAUGUGUCCUUAGUCAAACACCUUUGCUAAAGGAUCUCUUGAAUCGUGUAGAAGAUUUCCAACAGCAUAGCCAGAAAUUGCUCUCUGAGGAAAUGCCCAGUGCUGCAGAGCUGCAAGACUUGCUAGAUGUCAGCUUUGAAUUUGAUGUUGAACUUCCACAGCUUGCUGAGAUGCGUAUUCGUCUGGAGCAGGCCCGUUGGCUAGAAGAGGUGCAGCAAGCUUGCCUAGACCCCAGCUCCCUUACAUUAGAUGAUAUGAGACGUCUCAUAGACCUAGGGGUGGGUCUGGCCCCAUAUUCAGCAGUGGAGAAAGCAAUGGCCCGGCUUCAGGAACUGCUUACAGUGUCAGAGCACUGGGAUGACAAAGCCAGGAGUCUUCUCAAGGCCAGACCUCGGCAUUCAUUGAACAGCCUUGCUACAGCAGUUAAGGAAAUUGAGGAGAUCCCCGCAUAUCUGCCAAAUGGUGCAGCUCUGAAAGACUCAGUGCAGAGAGCCAGGGACUGGCUUCAGGAUGUGGAGGCCCUGCAGGUUGGAGGACGCGUGCCAGUGUUAGACACGCUCAUAGAACUUGUUACCCGAGGCCGAUCUAUCCCAGUACAUCUAAAUUCUUUACCAAGACUGGAAUUACUAGUAGCUGAGGUUCAGGCUUGGAAGGAAUGUGCUGCUAAUACAUUCUUGACUGAGAAUUCUCCAUAUUCUCUCUUAGAGGUGCUGUGUCCUCGAUGUGACAUUGGCCUUUGGGGAUUGAAGAGGAAGCAGAGAAAGUUCAAGGAGCCCUUGCCAAGUGGAAAGAAGAAAAGCACCAAACUAGAGAGUCUGAGUGACCUGGAGAGAGCUUUAAGUGAAAGCAAGGAGACUGCUUCAGCUAUGGCAACACUUGGGGAAGCUCGGCUAAGGGAAAUGGAAGCCUUGCAGUCUCUCAGACUAGCCAAUGAAGGGAAGUUGCUGUCACCUGUCCAAGAUGUGGAGCUGAAAGUCUGCCUAUGUCAGAAGGCCCCAGCUGCCCCCAUGAUCCAAUGUGAACUCUGCAGAGAUGCUUUCCACAGUAGCUGUGUGGCGGUACCCAGUAUUUCACAAGGCCCCCGCAUCUGGCUUUGUCCCCAUUGUCGGAGGUCAGAGAAACCUCCAUUAGAGAAAAUUCUGCCCCUGCUGGCUUCCCUGCAGCGUAUCCGAGUUCGCCUUCCUGAGGGAGAUGCACUUCGAUAUAUGAUCGAAAGAACCGUGAACUGGCAACACAGAGCCCAGCAGCUGCUUUCAUCAGGGACUCUCAAAUCUGUGCAAGAUCGAGUGGGCUCAGGACUAUGGUAUAGCAGAUGGCAAGCUUCAGCAGGACAGGUGUCUGAGACAAACAAGGUGUCUCAGCCUACUGGCACAACAUCCUUUUCCUUGCCUGAUGACUGGGACAGCAGAGCCUCAUACGUACACUCUCCCUUCUCCACUGGCCGAAGUCGUAUCCCCCUCCAUGGUAUUAGUCCAGAAGUGAAUGAACUGUUGAUGGAAGCCCAGUUGCUCCAGGUAUCCCUUCCUGAAAUUCAGGAACUUUACCAGACUUUACUUGCAAAGCCAACCCCUGCUCAGCAAACUGACCGAAGUUCACCAGCUAGACCCAGCAGUGAGAAGAAUGAGUGCUGCCGCGGGAAGCGAGAUGGAAUCAACAGUCUUGAGAGAAAACUGAAGAGACGCCUGGAAAGAGAAGGCCUCUCCAGUGAUCGGUGGGAUCGAGUUAAAAAAAUGCGGACCCCCAAAAAGAAGAAAAUCAAACUGAGCCACUCCAAGGACAUGAACAGUUUCAAGUUAGAGAGAGAGCGUAGCUAUGAAUUAGUCCGUUCUGCCGAAACUCAUUCCCUGCCCUCAGACACAUCCUAUUCCGAACAGGAGGACUCUGAGGAUGAAGAUGCCAUCUGCCCAGCUGUGAGCUGCCUGCAGCCAGAAGGAGAUGAGGUGGACUGGGUCCAGUGUGAUGGCAGCUGCAAUCAGUGGUUUCACCAGGUCUGUGUUGGUGUUUCUCCAGAGAUGGCCGAGAAGGAAGACUACAUCUGUGUGCGCUGUACUGUGAAGGACGCACCAAGCCGAAAAUAAAAAACACAAACACAAACACCCCCCACCCCCAACCACUUAAUGUAAUUCAGGACUCCAACCAAGAAGAUUUCUUCAAUUUCUCAGCAAAGCUGCAGGACUGGUAUUCAAACCAGCCUGUAAACGGUGCUAUUUCUAUUCCUUACGGGAUCAUUUUUCCAGAACUCUUUGAAAAAAAGAAAAAACAACUAAAAAAAUUUUUGACACUUUUUGUAUUUUUUUCCUUACGAGCUGUUUGUGGUUGUUGAGGUUUGAAAUGCUGACUGGUUUUUCCGCAGGGGUUUCCACCAGUUUGGAAGGCAUUGGAGCUUUUGCACCUUUCCAUGUACAGCAUUAAAAUCUUACCUCUGUCUGGGAUUUACCGGCUUACGAGUCCAACUCAGUUUCAGUGCCCAGAAGGGCACCAGAAAUUCCAGUAAAUCCUCAUUUGAGGAAUUUCUCUCUUGUUUACUCUGUUACCAUAUUGGGGAACUUAAGUUUUUCACUUUUGGGGUUUUUGUUUGUUUCUUUAUCCACUUUUCUUUUUCCUGGUAGACUAGGUUUAUUUAUCAAAGCAAUAACUUCUGUGUUGGUUUCAGUGGCUGGAAUUAAAACAAAACAAAACAAACUUCCAAACAGUGUGUUGGUGCUUUAGCAUUUGGUUGAUGUACAGAACACAAAUGUCUAGUUUCUAGUGUCACUGAUGAACUAGUGAUGUAGAAAAGAGACUGCUCUGUAAGUAAUUGCCACGGCUGUAUUUUGGCUUUUCCCCUGCCCCUCCCUUCCUCUCCUACUAUUUUUUUGGUAGCUUGUAUCAAAUUGUUGCAGUUUAUAUUGUGGAAUAAAUCCUUGGUCCUAAUUUAACACUAAAUGCUGGUUAUUUAGAGCCAUUAGACUACAGCUUCUUAUGCCCCUCUACCUUGUGGGCUUGGAGGAGCGAGACGGGGGGUUGCUUGCUUUUGCCUCUGCCCAACUAGGCUACAGUAGCAGUGGAUUGUUCUUCUGUAUCCUGCUCUGUUUGGUGGGCCAUAUGCCUCCCAUCUCUACUAAUAACCCCACCCAGUCUUCACGGAAUAGAACUUAUCUUUAAAGCCAUGCUGUUUUUAAAUAAGCUUACCAGAAUGGUGGCAAAUCAUUCCAAUCCUCAAAUCAGUCCUCCUGUGUAAAUGGUGUCUCUAUUAUAUUGGAAUUGACAGGGAAACUUGGUUUAGGGUUAAGAUGUCAAAAGAAAAUUUAAGGAAGAUGGAUCUUUCCGGACGGCUAGGAAAGUGUGGGUCGAGGGACAGCUUGUGAACAGGCAGGCUCUGCCUCCGUGACUUCUUCCUGUCGCUUUCUAACUUUAGCUGCUGUUACUGGUUGUCGAUAGUCCACAGCCUUUCCCCUCCUUUCUUUUAUUUUAAAGGGCUCUGUUCUGCAGUGGAGAAGACCUUCUGGUGAACAGAACAGACUCUUGCUUGGUUUUUCCUCUUCUGUUGGUAAUACUUAUUUUCCCCCCAUUUUGUAGCCAUAAACCUGGAGAUGGGUAGAACUAGUGGGUCUUUAAUAAAACAAAACAACAAAAACAGCAGUUUGUGAUGUAGCAGAGAUUUAAAUGUACUAUAUCCCCUUUGAUGCAAUUCAAAUAAUUAAAUCUCUUUAAGAAUGACUUGUAAUUGUCUGCAGCUUUCCCACAGUUGUUGUGAUGUCUCUCCUUGUCUGGUGGGGGUUCUGGGGCCAAAAGAGAAGAAGAGUCUCCAGAGUACAAUCUGGAAUAAUAGUGGUUUGGCCUUUUUUAAGCAUCCAAAUUCUUAGAACCCCCUGACAUUGGGACAGGAUGCCAUCUGUCCCAGUUCCAUGGAGAAUAUAACUGAAAGGGGACACUGCAGCUGAAAUAAAGCUUUGCCUUUAGAGAGCUUUUGCCCAUCUGGUAUGCACCUCCUGUGCUCCCUCCUCGUGUUCUUCCUCACGUAUGGGUUGUCCACAGUCCCUGACGACAGCAUUCCCGGUGAGGUGGAUUCUCUGCCUCUCUGAGUUAGUGGGGGAAGGGCAAGAAGGAUAUGUUUUUACCACCCCCUCCCCCAUGAGAGGGCCACUGAUGUGUUUACAUAUGAUGAUAGUGAAGUUGGAGAGAGCGUCACCUGCCCAGUGAUACUGCUGGUGAAUGACAAAGCCUGGGUGGUGUCUUGCAGGUCUCCUCUGGUUUUCCUCCUACCUUGUGCACUAACACAGCAAAUGAACAAAGGUACAUCUACCUUCUAAUUGAUCCCUUCUGUUAAGUACCCAGAUCGACUACCAAGUGAUGUUUAUCUAAAAACCUUGUUUACUGUGUGUUAGCUGUGAAGUUGGCCUGUGUCCCAGAGAAACUUCUGCACCUGGAGAAAGAAGAGAAAACACACAGAGAAACUGAUGCUUCAUCUCAGUAAUCCUGCAGCUGCAUGAGGUGUGAGAAGGAAGGACUGUUAGCUGGAGUCUGAGCCAGAAGGGUGAAGGAGCCUAGUGAAGUUGGCACUAGAGGGUGAUUGAGUGCCCCUGCCCCAUGCCAGUGGCUCUUGUGUUUCUGUUUUUCCUUCUUUCAGAUCAGACUCUAGAGGAUUUCUUAUGCAGAAUCAGGAAAGGGCUUGUUUCUUAUGUAGGCUCUAGGCUGGAGAAAGAUUGUGUAAUUUGAUCAGCUGUAAAGGAGAUGGACUUCUUUACAAUUUCAUUUCAGCAUCCUGGGAGGUGGAACUCCCUUUUCUAUCUGGUUAGCCUAAAGCCAGAGAUACCGUCCGUGGUGGUGGAGGUUGGUAAAAGCCUGAGAGUCCCUGCUUCAUUCUGCCAUACAGAGCUUUAAAAAAUGAUAUAUAAAGAUCUUCAGACUUUAGGUCUUUUGUUUUGGCAGAAGUAUCUGGGAUUCACUUAAUUUGCUAUUAAAAUUAACAUGACCCUUUGGGUGUUUGUGUAAGAUAACCCUGAGAACAAAGUGGAUGCCUACCUGGAAGGGGGUAAAACUUGGUGUUGCCUUGUACCUUUUGUUGAACUCUGAAGGCCCUUUUGUAAUGGGUUUCUUCGUCUUCUGUUUUUUUCAUUUAUAAUUUUGCUGGGUAUUUGGCAGUCUCUUAAGACCUGCGUCUGGCUUGGAUCAGGCACUGAUUGAUAUUUAGUGCCCAUGGGUGUUCUGGGCUCAGUCCUGCCUAGAUUUCCUGCCACGUAACACAGACUGGAAUGGAUUAUAGAUGCUAUGUACCUGUAACAGGAGAUAGAAUUGAACAACAAAUAUUUCAAGAGUCAUUACCUAAUCAUCACCAUUCAGUACCUGACUGUGCUAGUCUAUGAUAGGCGUCAGCCUGUAUUAAAAGGUUUCUUUGCCAUAUUGAUGUAGAAAACACAGUCCUCUUCUGAUGAAAGUUUGCCUGUUGGGAAGAAGAGCUGAGGAAAACAGUGAAGAUCCCAGUGCCUUGAUUUAGCUCCAUAUGAGAGUUGGAAUCCUUUCUCAGCUCCUAGUUGAGCACCAGAGUGAUGGCCUCACACCUUUUGCCCCUGUCCUCAGUCCCUUGCAUGUGGCUCCUCAAGCCUCCCAACUUCCUGAGAGGUUCCAUGUGUAACUUGUAAUAGAAAUGUUAUUGAAAAGCUGCCUAAACAAAACAUUGUAUAAAGUAGGAACUUGUGUAAAGUAAUACUGUUGUAAAUCCAUUUUGAAAGUAUAAAGAA